GAACGACGACGCGGGGACAGGAACCACUGCGGACGACAAGAGUUCUCGGGCUUUUUCACUUCCUUCUCCCGACGAGGCCAGUCUCUGUAUUGUCGGACCAGAAAACCGCGUUAUCUUUUCAACCAAUCAGAGAGAAGUAUUAGCAAUACCCUUUCGUUCCCAUACAAAAGAAACGCAUAUCAUCACUUUGAUCAGCAUCAUGGCUGAAGCUACAGCACCGCCAGCGCUGCACACCAAGAAGGACCGAAAGGAUAUUAACGGAGUCUCGACGGAUAUCGCCGUCUCGAUCUUCGUAGACCGCGUGUUCAUCGCUGUGACGCAGCUAGGCACCUUCGGCACAUUGGUGGAGGCGCAUCAAAAGGACUCGAUUAGUGGCAAGUUUCAGCCGGACAUCCAUGUUCGUCUUGGGCGGCGCGACGACCCACUGCUGCUAGUGUACGCGCGGCAGUUUCUGGAACACUUUGGUAUUCCUGUCGGCCUGCCGAUCCUGGCGGCAAUUGGACUGAAGGACCGCUCGUCGGGCACGUUUGAGGUUGUUAUGCAGAGUGUGAAAGAGCUCUUCGGUCAGGCCCAGAGCGCACAGACGAAACAGUAGCGUAUUAGAUUCCCACGAGGUGAACAAACUGCUUUGGAAAACAAUACUGACGAGAAAUGUUGUUGGGAAGCUUAACAUAAUUGUAGAAGUAGAGGUGCUCGCGGUGGAGGGGAACGCUAUGCUGUGCUUUUCAGUACUGCAUGCAUGAAUUCCCACAAUUGGUUACCGAUGGCAUUGUUCGCAACUUGGCGUAGAUAAGUUGCCAAGCUUUGCCACACAUUCUCCAGAACGUCACUAGGAGAGUGGGGGCGUGUACUUGGUAUCAGGGAAUGCCAUAAUUGGCUCGCAGCAGA
Messenger RNA from Phytophthora nicotianae INRA-310, 888 nucleotides. RefSeq lists its product as hypothetical. The record is from RefSeq and is a predicted model, not a curated record. The transcript has 4 exons. The coding region runs from base 200 to 595 and encodes 131 amino acids. NCBI's taxonomy places the organism in Eukaryota, Oomycota, Peronosporomycetes, Peronosporales, Peronosporaceae. Gene Ontology annotation, biological process: proteasome assembly.